Gongylonema pulchrum is the source of this 408-nucleotide messenger RNA. NCBI's taxonomy places the organism in Eukaryota, Metazoa, Nematoda, Chromadorea, Rhabditida, Gongylonematidae. The record is from the annotation of a GenBank genome assembly.
AUGAGGCAGUACAGUGAAGGUGAUAUGGAAGAUGCAGGAGCGCCAUUCAGUGUGCUUCAAGAAUCAAAUUUGACCCAGGAAACUGCUCUUAUCGUACUGGAAACUAGUCAAGUUUUAGCUCAACAUGCUUCAAGUGGCAUCAAAAUGAUGCAUCCAGAGGGAAGUAAAAUUUUCUCGCAACUCCUGUGCUUGCUUUUAUCGUUGCUGGAUGAUUGUUGGCCAGAAGCUUUCCGCGACCAUUUUUACCAGAGUGGCCCCCUGGAUGGCCUGGCUCUUCUCAUCGAAUCGCUUCUUGUGCAGAUGAACAGUCGACUGCCGAGAAUACAGAGCGCCGCAGCAGCACUGCUGCAUCUGGUUCUGAGAAACGGCUACGAAUGCACAUCACAGACACGUGAGAAAAAUUGGUGA